AUGUGCUUCGCUGGCUUGUUCAACACCUAACAUUAAUAUUUCGACCCUUUCGCCAACGACAAGCGUCCAGAACUCAUAUAUUUUGGGAGAAUCGACGAGUAUAACUCAGCAAGAUGUCCGACGAGGUCAACAACGACGCGUGGGACGACUCACUGCUCGUUAAGUUUUACGAUGAAAAUGUUGGCCUGGCCCGCGAGGAAUUGGCACGUCGCCUGGCUGACUCUACCAAUAAGCGUGAGCAGGAGAACGCGUCUGCCGAGGCUGCCGUUGCCGUUGCCGAGAAUUCGUCGUGCUCCAGCCCCCGGCCGACAGUUUUCGAGGUUGGCGAUUUCGCACGCGCCACUUACAAUGAUGGCUUGGACUACGAGGGCGUCGUGGUUUCCGUGGACGAGAAGGGCGAGACCUGCACUAUCCGCUACCUGGGCUACGAGAACACGCAGGAGGUGCUCAUGACGGACUUACUGCCCUCAUGGGGCAAACAAGUUCGUCGGGAACAGUUUCUUGCUGCCAAAAACGAGGAGGCCGGUGAAGAGCAACCGGCGCGCUCCAAGGCAUCGACUUCUGCCUCCGCUGGCGUAAACCCGAAGAAGUCGUCCUCGGGAAAGGGCAAGACCUCUGCCGGAGGAAGCGGCGGGCUGACAAUGCCGCCCAUGCCGCCACUUCCCCCCAUGUUCACCUCGCAGAACGAGGGCGGUGAGCAGGACGUUGUGGCCAUGCUAACGGCCUGGUACAUGUCCGGCUACUACACUGGUCUGUAUCAGGGCAAAAAGGAGGCCAAUGCUAUUGCCAACGCCAACGCCAAGAAGAAGACUCCGAAGAAAUAGUAUAAUAUGUAUCUCACUCCACAUCUUUCCAAAAGACUUGUAGCCGUUAAGCAAUUAAAAACAAUAAACAUUUGUUAUGUUUA
Messenger RNA from Drosophila kikkawai, 907 nucleotides. RefSeq names its product survival motor neuron (gene Smn). The record is from RefSeq and is a predicted model, not a curated record. NCBI's taxonomy places the organism in Eukaryota, Metazoa, Arthropoda, Insecta, Diptera, Drosophilidae.